AUGAAAUACAACACAUGUUAUGAUGAACUAAGGUUGUUCGCUGCGACUGCUGAUAAAGGUGAUGUUACUGCGGUGAAUGAAUAUUUGUUUACAGAAAACCUGGGCGAAUUAAUUGACGACAUCAACGCAUUGCGAACAGAAUCUCACAACAUUACUGCAAACGCGGAAAAUUCAACAAAUACAACGACUGUUUGUAUACAGCAAAUGACUACGUUACCACGAACUAAGAUUCCAACUUUUGAUGGUAAUUUUUUACAUUGGUACGCAUUCAAAGAUAUUUUUGAAUCGGUUGUAUCUAACCAUUCAAAUUUGAGUAACACACAGAGACUUCAGUAUCUCAAAAACGCACUGAUUGGUGAUGCGGAACAUGUUCUUGACAAUAUUGUGACAACAGAUGCGAAUUUUCAAGUUGCAUGGGACAUUCUUGUUAAGAAGUAUCCGAACAAGCGCAUAAUUAUCAACUCGUACUUAACUCAAAUUAUGAAUUUGCCGAAAGUUGAUGCUGAAACUGCCAGUCAAUUGCGGGUGUUGUGUGACGGAGUAACAGCAGCAUUGCGGGCGUUAGAACAUCUUGGCCGUUCAGUAUCACACUAA
Rhagoletis pomonella (apple maggot) is the source of this 594-nucleotide messenger RNA. RefSeq lists its product as uncharacterized. The transcript has a single exon. NCBI's taxonomy places the organism in Eukaryota, Metazoa, Arthropoda, Insecta, Diptera, Tephritidae. The record is from RefSeq and is a predicted model, not a curated record. Bases 1 to 594 code for a protein of 197 amino acids.